CCCUACUCCUUCUCUUUCUUCAGAAUCCUCGUGCAAUAUAGAAACCUCGCGCAGCUUCUCCCAACCUGCCGACGACGGCGACGGCCUGUGAUUCGACGGCGAGAAGUUCAGAAGAAGGAACGAACCAGUGCGGGGCAGCAGAAGAAUAAAAGUGAAAUCCUAAUCCUAUAAUUAAGGGUACAAGACAAUGAGUGGUGUACAACAACUGCAAAGUGCCUCCUCUGCCUUGGCCAUAGGGUCACAGAAAAAUGAUUGCUCGGUGACCGCGGCAACUGGUGCAGAGACCAAGCCAAAGAAGAGAAUUUGCUGUGCUUGCCCGGACACCAAAAGGUUGCGAGAUGAAUGCAUAGUAGAGCACGGUGAAGCGGCUUGUGCAAAAUGGAUUGAGGCUCAUCGACUGUGCCUGCGUGCUGAGGGCUUCAAUGUUUGAGGUCGACAGUGAGUAAUAGGAGAGAAAGAUACCAGUAGAUGAUGAACUCAUUUGAUUUUAUGAAAAUUGGCACAGAUUUUGGGUUUCAAUUUUCAGAUUGACUGUUUAAACUUUGAAUAAAACAGAAAAACUGAUUUCUACAUGCAAUUCAUAAUUUAUUACCUUCUAGCUUUUUGAAUCUGCAGGUUCUACCAUGUUUGUUUUUUUGAACUGAAAUACUUAAAUAAAAGUACAAAUUGUUAUAUUGUCACUUCCAUACUGUGGUUUAGUUUUUGAGACUGAUCAAUAAAUCCUCUGCCCUGUGUUUCUCUUCCA
Molecule: messenger RNA, 745 nt
Organism: Vigna radiata var. radiata (mung bean)
Lineage: Eukaryota; Viridiplantae; Streptophyta; Magnoliopsida; Fabales; Fabaceae
Product: cytochrome c oxidase copper chaperone 1
Exons: 2
Coding region: 188-430 (80 amino acids)
Cellular component (GO): mitochondrial intermembrane space
Molecular function (GO): copper chaperone activity; copper ion binding
Source: RefSeq, a predicted model, not a curated record